Messenger RNA from Gadus macrocephalus (Pacific cod), 438 nucleotides. RefSeq names its product NADH:ubiquinone oxidoreductase subunit A2 (gene ndufa2). The record is from RefSeq and is a predicted model, not a curated record. NCBI's taxonomy places the organism in Eukaryota, Metazoa, Chordata, Actinopteri, Gadiformes, Gadidae. The coding region runs from base 15 to 356 and encodes 113 amino acids. The transcript has 3 exons.
UCUAGGCCCCCUUUAUGUUAAAAACGAGAGGUAGAAGAAGAACAUCAGUCAACAUGGCGGCCGCCGCAGUCAGAGCCCUCGGCUCCAAUCUGUCCAGAAACCUGAGGGAAAUUCGUCUUCAUCUCUGUCAAACCUCCCCGGCGAGCCAGGGCGCCAGGGACUUUGUGGAGAACCACUAUGUGAGUCUGAAGCGCGCCAACCCGGAGUUCCCGAUCCUGAUCCGGGAAUGUUCGGGUGUCCAGGCGAGACUCUGGGGCAGAUAUGAAUUUGGAAAAGAGCAGAGUGUCGCUCUGGACAACAUGAACGCCGACCAAGUCGCUAAGGUGUUGGAGACACUGGCGCAGACCAAACCCUGAGGCCAGCGGGGGUCCCAGCCCAGUACUAGUGUCUAUGUUGUGAAUAUUAAACUGACCAUAAUAAAUGUGUAUGUACAGCUGA